AUGAAUCGUUUAGGGUUUAAAACGUUGGUGUACCAUGGUGAUGUGUAUUUGGGAGAGCUGGAUACUGUUCCAGUGAAGGAUGGGAAUUUUCAGUUCCCGAACAAUGAGAUACGUAUCCAUACAAUCUCCCCCAAAAGUGAGAGAUGUCACCCUCUCUCGGUUCUACAAACAAUUUCUUCUGCUUCAGUUCGUUGCAAGCUCGAGCCCAAUUCUAAUACAAAUACCAAUCCGAAUCCUGAGCAUUUGAUCAAUCUCCACGCGUCUUGCUUCUACGAACUCAAGACUGCAGUGGUGUUACUAGGGAAUGAGGAGGUUCAUUUAGUGGCAAUGCCUAGUAAGCAGAAGAAAUUCCCAUGUUUUUGGUGCUACUCAGUGCCAAGUGGUUUGUAUAGUGCAUGCUUAUGGAUGUUAAAUACACGCUGUUUAGCGAUUGUGUUUGAUCUUGAUGAAACUCUCAUUGUUGCCAAUACAAUGAAAUCAUUUGAAGAUAGAAUUGAGUCUCUGCGGGAUUGGAUUGAACGUGAGACUGAUCCGGUUCGGGAAUCUGGAAUGGUAGCUCAAAUGAAGAGAUUCAUUGAAGAUCGGCUAUUACUGAAGCAGUAUGCAGAGACUGAUUGUGUUGUGGAUGGUGGGAAAGUGUAUAAUGUUCAGCAAGAGGAGGUGCCUCAGCUCUCUGAAGGGCACGAGCGGGUAUUUCGGCCUGUCAUAAGAUUGCCAGAACAAAAUGCUGUUCUUACUCGCAUUAAUCCCGAGAAUCGUGAUACUAGUGUGUUAGUCAGGUUACGACCUGCUUGGGAAGAUUUGAGAAGUUAUUUGACUGCAAAAGGUCGGAAAAGGUUUGAAGUUUAUGUUUGUACAAUGGCUGAAAGGGAUUAUGCACUGGAAAUGUGGAGGCUGCUUGAUCCAGAAGCACGCUUAAUUAGUUCAAAGCAACUACUGGACCGUGUUGUUUGUGUCAAAUCAGGGGCAAGAAAAUCUUUACUCAAUGUCUUCCAAGGUGGAAAUUGUCAUCCUAAAAUGGCAAUGGUAAUUGAUGAUCGUUUGAAGGUGUGGGAAGAGAAGGAUCAGCCUCGUGUUCAUGUCGUACCUGCAUUUACUCCAUAUUUUUCUCCUCAGGCAGAGACUGCAAUUGCUGUUCCAGUCCUUUGUGUGGCAAGAAAUGUUGCAUGCAACGUCAGGGGCGGUUUUUUCAAAGAGUUUGAUGAAAAUCUACUUCGGAGAAUAUGUGAUGUUUUCUAUGAAGACGAGGUUGUGAAUUUGCCUUCACCACCAGAUGUGAGCAACUACUUGAUGCCAGAGGAGUCUAGUUUUUUACCGAAUGGAAAUCUGAACGUUCCAAUUAUUGAGGGAAUGAAUGGCCCUGAAGUUGCCCAGAGAUUGAACUACAUGGAGGAGAAGAAUGAUUCGAAUGCUGUUUCUCAUCCCGUAACUAAUAAUGAAGAGAUGAAAUCUGAAAGUGCUAAGCUUCCUGUAGUAUCCGUUGCAAGUGUUAUUGUUCCACCAUCUUCAAAAACAGUAUUACUUUCUGAAAAACCUAGUUUGCUUGGAGAUCCAUUUAGAAGAGAAAACAGGCAUCUAAGUUCGACGGAACCUUCUCUAUUUACUAGAUUGCCUCGACAGCAACCUGCACCAUUAUUACAACCACAGGGUGGCUGGUUAGAAGAAGACACAAAUAGAGAACAUUUCAAUCGAUCAGCAGGAAAUCUUUCAGAAUCUGAUCCAUCGGAUAAACAGCGAGGUCGUCAGAAUUCAUUUACUCAUGGUACACCGCCUUCUAAUCUGUCAGGAGUGUUUUCACACAUGCCCCAAGUGAAGAAGGAAGAGGUUAACUCAGGGCAUGAUGCACAGAAACAGAAUCCUCCACUGGCAAAUCAGUUUGCAGAGUUUGGUGUUUCUCAAAAUCAAGUCUCCUCCAAUAAUAGAGAGCUUAAACCUGAAAGUGAAAAAAUGAAUGUGUUGCCUUCGUUGUCUAUUGGUGUGCUGCAGGAGAUUGGAAAAAGAUGCAGAUCAAAGGUUGAAUUUAAGCCGGUGGCAAGCACCAGUAAUGAUUUGCAGUUCUCAGUAGAGGUUUUCUUUACUGGUGAAAAAAUCAGUGUUGGGAUGGGCAGGACGAGGAAGGAUGCCCAGCAACAGGCUGCUGAGAAUGCCCUUCGUGGCUUAGCUGAUAAGUACAUAUCUUACGUUGCACUUCAUUCUAGAGCUGUGGAUAAUGAUUUGGAUAGACUCGCUGUACAGAGAGAAAAUGGGUUUCUCUGGGACAGUGUCAAUCCUGUGCCAGAUGAACGGCCAGAGAAUAAUGGAUUUCCAAAUCAAAAUCCUACGGAGAUAGCUGAGAGUGGACCUAGUACUGCAUCCUCCAAUGGUAUGAAUCAUCUUGGGCAAAAUCAUCCCGACUCGCCCCGGUGA
Messenger RNA from Fraxinus pennsylvanica, 2406 nucleotides. The record is from the annotation of a GenBank genome assembly. NCBI's taxonomy places the organism in Eukaryota, Viridiplantae, Streptophyta, Magnoliopsida, Lamiales, Oleaceae.